Molecule: messenger RNA, 601 nt
Organism: Blepharisma stoltei
Lineage: Eukaryota; Ciliophora; Heterotrichea; Heterotrichida; Blepharismidae
Source: the annotation of a GenBank genome assembly
AUGAAAUCAAAACGCCUUACAUUAGCCGUGAGACCUGAUUUAAAAGAUUGGAGAAAUAAAACCAGCAAUUGUCAUAAAAAUUUGAAUGAAAUUCGAGUUCUUAAGUCAUCAAUUGAUUUUCCAUCUCCAAAGAUUUUUUCUAAUACAAAUCUAAUAAAAUUAGACAAAGUGUCUGCAUCGAGAGGUAUGUACUUAUAUAGAAAACCAAAGAAUAGCAAAAGAAAAUUUAAGAAUUCUUAGAAAUCUUGUAAAUAUUUCUUCAGCUUCACCCCAAACUCGGUCUCCUAAAAAAUACAAUGUCUCAAAUUUUCACAUUCGGUUAUGAAAACAAGUGAAAAUUUUAGAGGAAAAUGUAAAUAUCUCUUAUCGAUUGAAGAAUGCAACCCUCUCUGUAGACUUUACAAGCUAUGAAAAAGAUUAUCAAAAUCAUUUAAGGUAUAAACAAAAUAUAUUAGAAGCGAAACAAAGAAGGUUUAAGGCAAUGGAGUGUAAAAAUUAUUUUAAGCGAAAAUCAUCUUCUGUGAAAGGAAAUCGUUCAAAUUAUAGCAAUCAGGUGAAAGUUUCUGAUCCAGAAAUUUUAAGUCUGAUAGAUGAGAUUUAA